CGAGACUUUGCAACCUGGAGGCUGGGAGGAGGGGAGGCCCAAAGUAGGAGUGCCCUGCCCUCGGCUCUCUGGGAGACAGCUGUCCACCAAAGGCAGGAAACCCCCACAGCCCCCCGGCCAAAGGAGACAAUCGCAGUUCGAUGGCCUGAUAUUUUCACAGCUUCGCACCAUUGCGGUUGCCCGUGACCUCUGCUUGGUUCCUUUCAGAACCAGCCCAGGCGCUCCCACCUCCUGGAAGUCUUCGGACCCCUGCCAAGCCAGAGCCAUUGCAGUCUUCCCUGGUCUGAUGGUUUGGGCACAGCACUCUGCUAGCAUCUCCCAAAUUCUGUUUUAAUUUAUGUUGGGUAGUGCUGGGCAGGGGAAGCCUUACGAAACAUUGGUUGAGGCAAUAAAUACCGGACUGGGCACUGACAGAUGGACGGGAGCUUGGGCUCUUGCCUGGGCUAGCAAACGUCAGAGCCCCCACCGAUUAAGUUUCCUGAGCACCUACUGUGUGCUUAGCACUGGGAAGAGUGUGAACAAGGACCAUCUCUAUGCCGACUGAGUUGCAAGGCCGUGAGCAAGGAGGAGCAGUGUAAGCAGACCCUCAGAGGAGCUCUGGGGAAAAUAGCCCCCUCCCGCUUGAUGAGAAAACCAAGGCUCAGAGAGACUGGGUGACUUGUUGAAGAUCACACAGCUAAUAAAUAGCAGCGCCGGGACCGGAACUUGGUCUGUCUGCUCUCGAAGUCUGUGUUUAGAGUGCCGCACUACACUGCCAUCCCCAGCUUCUGGUCUAACUCAGCCUACAUUGCCCCCAGCUCUUGGAAUCUGACUAAUAGUAAAUACCGGGGCGUUUACUUGACCUCAUGCAGUUUCUUGCUUGAGCACUAGACAGCAGAAUCUUGCAAUAAGGGCUGGCAGGGCCCCUGACCUUGGGUAGCUAUGGCACCUGUCAUUCUCCCUCCCUCUCCGCCCCAGGGCUGCCCAGUGGUCCCUUAUGAAAUAAAUAAGCCCAUCUUAUCUAUGUCACAGAUGACUGUAGCUUCCAACCUCACAAUAGCACGGCUUGCUGGGUCCUUAGAGCCCCUGUGGGACCUCCUGCCUGCUCAAUUAUUUCCUCCUCCUCAAGGGUAGAUAUGUGUGAGUAAAAGGAGACCUUAGCCUCCCUUAAUCACCAAUAUAUUGAGCUCCUCUGGGGCCUGAUGACCCCCAGGACCUAUUAUCUGAGAGCCGGAGAGCUUUUCAAAAACCUUUUGAAUGCAAGAGCGAUAGGCAAAUUAGAUUCUCAAAGUAGCGUGACUCUGCUUGGCUGUUUCCCUGGCCCACAAGGAUGGAAACGGACUACCUGAAGAGGUGCUUUGGCACCUGCCUGAGCCAGGCACUGGCAGAGGUGGCGAAGGCUCGGCCCUGUGACCCUAUAGAGUACCUGGCCCACUGGCUUUACCAUUACAGGAAAACCUGCAAAGCAAAGGAAGAGGAUAGCCGAGAGAAAAUCUGGCUGAAGGAAGAAUAUGAUCAUGGCCUCAAAGAAACCGAAAUGACAGAAAUGCUGAAGCAAGGAGAGUGGCAGACUCAACAGAAGUAUGAAAAGUGUCCCCAGCCACUGAUAUCUGUAGCUAGUUCCACAAUGAAGACUGUACUCAUACAAGAGAACACAAAACCCCUGGAGAAGGAUGCCUUGAAGCCAGAAUCUUUGCCAGGUACUUCCAAUACGAUUCCAGGAAUGCCUCAAUAGAUUCCUUCUUGGGAGACAUCUGGCCAGGCUGACUGCAGUGUCGAAGCUCCACAAGAAAUAAAUUCUGAGGCUUUUCAGCAUGACAUUGCUCCCAGAAUGCAUCCUGGCUCCAAAUCUCCUUAAGUUAUCAAAAGGUGGCUGAUUCUCAGGAUGCUUCUCUCAAAGCUACAAGCCGAGAAAAGGGCCAGCUAGGCCUCUGCCCUGAAGAUGGUAACUGUGUGGAUUCAACCAAAACUUGAGGGGCUGUGGAAGGAGGGGUCUUACAGGGACUCUCCAGCCAAAGUUCUGUUCUGAUAGAUAAAGCCCUUAAUCAUGUAAACAUUUCAACCACUGAUAAGGUAAAAUAAACUCAUAAGGAUUUCAAAUAAGUAA
Molecule: messenger RNA, 2086 nt
Organism: Suricata suricatta (meerkat)
Lineage: Eukaryota; Metazoa; Chordata; Mammalia; Carnivora; Herpestidae
Gene: DYDC2
Product: DPY30 domain containing 2
Exons: 5
Cellular component (GO): Set1C/COMPASS complex
Source: RefSeq, a predicted model, not a curated record